Molecule: messenger RNA, 345 nt
Organism: Limanda limanda (common dab)
Lineage: Eukaryota; Metazoa; Chordata; Actinopteri; Pleuronectiformes; Pleuronectidae
Gene: asip2b
Product: agouti signaling protein, nonagouti homolog (mouse) 2b
Exons: 3
Coding region: 1-345 (114 amino acids)
Biological process (GO): positive regulation of feeding behavior; hormone-mediated signaling pathway; neuropeptide signaling pathway
Cellular component (GO): extracellular region
Molecular function (GO): type 1 melanocortin receptor binding; neuropeptide hormone activity
Source: RefSeq, a predicted model, not a curated record
AUGAGGAAGAUCGCCGGCAAACACUUGUUGUGCUUCCUGCUGCUCGUCCUCCCGCUGUCCUGGGCUGAGGACACGAAGGAGGAUGCGAAGAAGACUGCGAAUGAUUCAGUUUGGAGCCAAGCGAAGAGCCGACGACUGUUUGCAAGAAGAAAGACUCCACAGGAAAAUCCCAAACCUAGUGUCAAUUCCGGCAAACCGAUGCCUGCACGUCGCUGCGGCCGCUUAAUGGAGAGCUGCUCCUCUCGAGUGCCGUGCUGCGACCCCUGCGCCUCUUGCCGGUGUCGACUCUUCAAUACCAUUUGCAACUGCUGGAGGAUGAACCACGUGUGCCAAAAGAGGACAUAG